This is a messenger RNA of Brassica napus (rape), 2821 nucleotides long. RefSeq lists its product as uncharacterized. Gene Ontology annotation, cellular component: nucleus. The transcript has 6 exons. Lineage: Eukaryota; Viridiplantae; Streptophyta; Magnoliopsida; Brassicales; Brassicaceae. Gene Ontology annotation, biological process: protein desumoylation. The coding region runs from base 44 to 2641 and encodes 865 amino acids. The record is from RefSeq and is a predicted model, not a curated record. Gene Ontology annotation, molecular function: deSUMOylase activity.
CCGCCUCUCUCAUCCGGCUAUCUGGUCUCAAUUUGUGAACGAUAUGGAGCUGGAGCUACCUAAACGAUUAUAUGCAGAGGGUUCAGAACCUCGGGUUAAGAAGAUCAACAACAGUUGCCGCAUGGAACUUAUCAGAGAUCUGAAGAAAGCUAUGUGUGCAGAGUACGAUGAUGUGAAGAGAGAUCCUGUUUUCACACAUAUCAUGGCUAUUGCCGAAAAUGAUCUCAAGUUCUCUGGGAAACUAGUGGAUAGCUUCAUAUGUAGACAGCUGAUUACCUCAAAGCUGCAUGAGAAGUGGUUUGUUUUUGCGAGGACGCCUCUCCGGUUUUCGCUUCAGGAGUACCAUGCUGUGACAGGCCUCAAGAUUACACGGGAAACUAACAGUGACGUAGUGAAAUGGAAAAACGACGGGGGUUUUUGGAGUAACCUACUGCACACAGGUGGUAAGAUCACCUUGCAGUCGAUCAGAAAGGUUCAUCUACAAGAAGUUCACACUUGGACGCGGCUUGAUAGGAUGAGGUUGAUCUACUUGUGUGUAAUAGUGGGUGUGGUGAUGGGGAGAGAUGAGAAGGUGUCCAUCCCUCAUAUGUACAUCAAGUUGGUGAUGGAUUUUGACAAGGUUCGGAAGUUCCAUUGGGGUCUUCACUCGUAUGAUUUCCUGUUGAGUUCGAUUGAGAAGGCAAUGAAGAAGUUGGGUAAGAAGGAGAGCUACAUUUUCGAGGGUUUCUCCUAUGCUCUCCAGAUUUGGAUUAUGGAGGCAAUUCCUGAUUUUGGAGAAAUAUUAGGCAGAAGAGUCUCAGACAGCUUCAAAGGUCCAAGGUGUGGCAAUUGGAAAGGAGUUGCAAAAGUUUCUUAUGAAGACAUCAUUGAGCUCGAGGACUCCUUAACUAAGAAGGAUAACUUCUUCUCGGUCAUAUCAGUGACUGGUAAUGGUGAUGUGUUUCUAGAUGCUCAGUACACAAGGGAGGGUGAGAUGGAAGAUGAACGAGUGGACCUUGUUUUGGGGAGGAUCAGGAACAAGUAUGAUUGGAGCAACACAGACUGGCCAGUUUUAGACCCUGAAGAGUCUAAAAUGGAGGAACCCGACAGCCAUGAUAGAGGGUCAGAAGCUGAUAAGAUCGUGGAUCAUACGGAUGUUGUAGCAGACGAGGAGAACUCUUCGGUUAAGGUCGCAGGAAAAGGCAAGAGAAAGUUUCUUGAUGAAGGAGCAGAGACAAGAAAGAAGAAGGUGCUGUGUAAGCGAUCAGCAGAAAAGUUUCUGACUUUUGGUCCUGAAACUAUGAGUUUCAUUGAGGGUCUUAUCCGCACAUCUGUCACUUCAUUGGGAGAUGUGCUCAGUAUGCAAAUGGCGAAUAUGGAGAGGGUGUUUACAGAGAGGAUGGGAAAGAUGGAGAUUGAGGUUUCACAGCUCAAGGACGCAAUCAGUUUGACUGGUGAAGGAAGCUAUCCUAGUAAGAAAGAAACUGAAGAAGCUCCACUAAACAGCAAAGCCAAGGAAGCUCCACCUAAGAGCAAAGGCGCUCAAGCUCCACCUAAGAGCAAAGGCGCUCAAGCUCAACCUAAGCGCAAAGGCGAUCAACCUACUCCAACAAAAAAGGACGGGAAAAAGAUUGCUACAGAAACUAAUGAUUUUGAUUUUGGAUUGAGUACACAAGACUUGCGGGACCUGUCCCAAGCUACAUUUGUUGACGGUUUUGAUCUGUCUCAAGUGAAAGUUGAGACGUUAAGUAAAUCGAAACCGUUUAACAUGGCUCCACUGCAGUGGAAUGAUGAGGAAAUGGAUCGAACCAAAGAAGACUCGCCAGAUGCCGCGUUGGUGUUUUUCCGUGAAGAGGAUUGGGAAAAAGUUAGAACUUGGUCAACUUCCUCCACACCUAUACGGAUUGGACCUGCCACUUUAGAUUUUGAGAUUGCUAAUCGUCUUAUGGAUAAAUCUGAGUGGUUAAAUAGCUUGGAGAUUGACGCUGCAAUGUACGUAUUCCGGGAGAGAACAUCUUUGAAACGAUGGAGACCUCAUCGUGUCGCCUUCAUGACUGUCGUCUUCAGCAAUAUGAUUAAAAAAGAGUAUGGUCAUUUAGAAGCUCAGGGUAGAAAGAGCUACAUGCUUCAUAAUUUGCUACUGCAGUUCGGUAAAGGAGUCCUUCCACCACAUGGCAGGACACAUGAGAUAUGGAAUAUAGAUGUGGAUCGCCUGUAUGUCCCUGUUCAUGUCAGUGGGAAUCAUUGGAUCGCCUUGUGCAUCAGUUUCGUGACGAGGAGCAUUGAAGUGUUCGACUGCUCGGGUAAGAAAAGGUACAAGGAGGUGGAUGGGUUCGCAAACCUUAUUCCGCGUAUUGUCAAGGCAGUUCAGCCUAUGAGACACCAGAAGGAUUUCGCAGUCGGUGCAUAUACUGUUUCCUAUGUCCCCGUUGGGAAUCUGAAUAAAAGUGCAUGCGACUGUGGCGUCUAUGCAGUGAAGUUCAUUGAGUGUCAUGCGCUUGGAUUGGAGUUGUCGUUGUUGCAUGAUGGUAACAUUAUCGAAGCUCGCCACAGGAUUCUAUGGGAUCUUUGGGAAGCAGCUAAUGAUCCGGAAUUGAUUGAUAGGAUGUCAAAGUAUCAAUCCCCGGAGUGUCUCUCUUCGACUGUAGAAGAGAUUUUGUGAGACUGCUUGGUUUCAAGUUCUAAUGUAAUGAACAAGAUUGCUUAAUCUGAUGUAUAACUUCUAGAUUUUAUUAUCAUUUUUAGGAACAAGACUGCUUAGUUUAUUGUAUAACUUCUAGUGUUUAAUUAUGAUUUUUAGGAUUGACUCUUGUAAUCAAAUGUACAUCUUGUGGUUUUGUUA